Ornithodoros turicata is the source of this 607-nucleotide messenger RNA. RefSeq lists its product as uncharacterized. NCBI's taxonomy places the organism in Eukaryota, Metazoa, Arthropoda, Arachnida, Ixodida, Argasidae. The transcript has 4 exons. The record is from RefSeq and is a predicted model, not a curated record. Bases 150 to 587 code for a protein of 145 amino acids.
UUAUCCAUGAAAUUAUCCAAUCCAACCCAAAAGCUGUUUUCACAGACCGCAUGUUUGCGUUCUGCUUCUGCAUAUUGCUGUAACUUGUGUCCCACAUCCUAUUCAACGUGUUGUUUUGCUGAGUUGGUUUAUGCAUUUAUGCGCUGAGAAUGCGGGUCCAUUCAAAAGCGAGCAAUGUCAAACUUCCUAAGGAGCUUAUGCGCUUCAGGAAGCUGCACAAAUUAAAGCUCAAAGCCAAAAAAGCCAACAAACCUCCCCGAGCUGGCGGCGUUCGGCCAGGAGAUGAAGAUCUCAUCCAUCAACACACAGUUCGAAGGAGAAGGGGGACAAACCCGAUGGCACCUAUCAGCCUUUCCGGGAAGAAACGUAACAAGGAGUUGAAGAGGCUCAGGCACCACCAGAAAGAUACAUUUGAGAAAAGAAAGCUUCAAGAAACGCUAGAGAGAUCCCGAGCAGAGGGUAGGAUGAAGGCAAGAGAAAAAGCCGAGAGAAGAAAGGCCAGGAGAGCUGCAAAAUUGCAGGCGUUGAACACGUCGACAGCUGAUGUUGAAAUGCAACCAGCUGACGGUGCUGGCAACAACGAGUAAUACAGUGAGGAACAAAAGUA